AAGUUAAAAGGAAUGGUGGGUACGGGGACAAGGUAGUGGGUGGCAGAAUGUUGCUGACUGUAGUGUGCGUGCAAUUAAUCUGGGGAUUAGUUGGAUUGCGCGAGUCCGUGGCACAAAAUGCUACGGGAAAGGACGAGUGGUGGAGAGACACGUUUAUCUACCAAGUGUAUCCGAGGAGCUUCAAAGACAGCAAUGGAGACGGCGUGGGUGACUUGAAUGGCAUAACGAGCAAGCUGGAGCAUUUGGUGGAUUUGGGCGUAAGUACAGUUUGGCUGUCGCCGAUCUACGCAAGUCCGAUGGUAGAUUUUGGGUAUGAUAUAUCUAAUUUUACAGCGAUUGAUCCUAUUUUUGGAACAAUCGAUGACUUUAAGCGCCUGACUGUAAGAGCUAAAGCCUUAAAGCUCAAAGUUGUGUUGGAUUUCGUUCCAAAUCACAGCUCGGAUAAGCACCCGUGGUUCUUAAAAAGUAUCCAGCGUGUCAAGCCUUUUGAUGAGUAUUACAUCUGGAAGGACGCCAAGAUAGUAAAUGGAACGCGGAAACCACCCAAUAAUUGGCUAAGUGAAUUCCAAGGCUCUGCUUGGCAAUGGAAUGAUCAACGCAAGCAGUACUAUUACCAUCAAUUUACCGUAGGACAACCGGAUCUUAAUUACCGCAGUACUGCAUUGCAAGAAGAGAUGAAAAACGUCUUCCGCUUUUGGCUGAACCUUGGCGUUGAUGGUUUUCGAGUUGAUGCAAUUAAUUUCCUCGUCGAAGACUCGCGUUUUCUAGACGAACCCAAGAUACCUAACACCGGGUUUCAAGACACUGACCCUAGGACACUCAGACACAUCUACACAUCAGAUCAGAAUGAAACCUAUGACGUUGUAGCAUCCUGGCGCAAGCUAGUCGACUCAACAAAUGGAACCCGCAAGAUAAUUCUCACCGAAGCUUACACUACUGUGCCCUACGCAAUGAAGUACUACCAAUUCGGAUCUAACAUUCCAUUCAAUUUCAUCUUCCUUCGCAAUAUCACGGGUGUCUCUAAGCCCGUCGACUACAAACGUGCUAUAGAUCGCUACCUCAACUCUGUUCCUGCUGGUUACGUCGCCAAUUGGGUGACCGGGAACCACGACAACUCUAGAGUCGGCUCUCGCUUCGGUCCCCAUCGUGCUGAUCAGAUUACCAUGAUCGCCGCAAUCCUUCCAGGUGUCGGAAUCAUUUACAAUGGAGAUGAAAUAGGAAUGAUCGACCGUCCCAUGUCCUGGAACGAGACCAUCGACCCCGCAGGCUGCAACGCAGGACCAAGCCGCUACAAUUUAACCUCACGUGAUCCUGCGAGAACUCCUUUCCAGUGGGAUAGCUCUGUCAACGCAGGUUUCUCAACCGGCAAAAAAACUUGGCUACCAGUUCACUCGAACUACAAGACCCUGAACCUCCAAGCUGAAAAGACCAUUAAGAAUUCUUCCUACGCCAUCACUAAGCGGCUGAUUUCUCUCAAGCAGAAUCCGGUCGUCCAACGAGGUACUACUCAAGUAACCGCGAUCUACGACACCUUUCUGGGUAUCGCUCGGAGACUUCCCAAUCAGUCACCCGUUGUAUUAAUUGUCAAUCUGUAUAAUCAUUCAAUGCACUAUGACGUCGCAACGUUCAUGAACAUUCCAAAACAGAUGACCGUCUACGUCGCCAACGCAGCCGCUAAUUUGAGCAUCGGCGCUAAAAUCAACACAUCGUUUUUACAGUUACCAGGCAACGCUUCCGUGAUUCUGCUUUAAUUACUAAUUGCUAAUUAUUGUUAUUAUUGAAACCAAUAGUAAUUAAAUAACCAAUUGUACGUGACACCUAAUUUAUAUUACUCAUUAAUUAACUGCUAUUUUAAUAAUAUUUGCAUAAUUUAUAUGUUUUAAUUCGUAAUUGCCAUCUUCAUAUUUAUUUUGGAAAAAUGUAUUCAAGUGGAUGUUAUUCAAUAUCUGGGUAUUGAAUUCUUUACGAUCAAUAAAAAUUUAUUAAUGUUUGCUUAUGAUAA
This is a messenger RNA of Microplitis mediator, 2002 nucleotides long. RefSeq names its product alpha-glucosidase-like. Gene Ontology annotation, biological process: carbohydrate metabolic process. Lineage: Eukaryota; Metazoa; Arthropoda; Insecta; Hymenoptera; Braconidae. The coding region runs from base 48 to 1751 and encodes 567 amino acids. The transcript has a single exon. The record is from RefSeq and is a predicted model, not a curated record.